ACACGUUUCCCCUCACGAGCGCGUCAACAGCGCAGCGCGCAGGAUGGGAACGCGGAGCGGUGAAGAGAGGAGGAAGUGAGCAAGUCGGAGGGAAGGAGAGACGGAAGGAGGCCGAGAGAGGGAAGGAGACGGCUCGACUGAAGAAUAGCAGAGGACUGAGGAAGACCAUCGGCUCUGUGGGACAGCAGGGACGACCUGACCGAGCCCAGAGGACGAGGAGGCGCGCGCUCUCCUCCCGGAGGCGGCGGCCGGUUCGCGGCUCUAGGCGCUGCAGGGAUGUCCUGGUUGUCUCCGGUCCAGUGGGCCAAGUGGACCUGGUCCGCAGUGACCGGGGCGGCCGGGGACGAGGGAUCCAAGAGGGAGGACAAUUCAGACUCGGAGGGGGCCUUUGACACUCCCGAGGCCGAGUCUCCAGGUGUUGUGAAGCUACUCAGCCAACUGGACAACUCCACCCACACAGUUCUUCCUGAUGGUACCAACCACUUUCUGGACAAGAACUCCAACCAGGACGCCGGCCCAGUUUCAUCCCCAAAGGUCGAUUCCCUCAACAACCUCACCGGAGCCUCACCUGACGGCCGCAGCUUGAGUUUGGGCCAGAACCUCAACCUGACCCUCGGCUGCCCUCCCGGUCCUGCAGGAGGCCUCUCGCCCUCCGGCCCUCCGCCCCAGCCUCAGGCCCUCCGGCCGCCAUCAUUGUCCUUCCUUUCCCCGCUAAACAAACCAGAUCCUUCCGAGGUGGACGACCGGGCUCCGCUGACGGCCGACUCCGACUCAAACUCCAUCUCCUGUCAUGACGUUUGUGUGGAUCCCGACCUGCUCAAUGGCAACAUCAAACUGGCCUGUGAGACCAACGGCACCAUUGUCACGAACUCCUGCAAAGUGAAGCAGGAGGACGUCAGCGGACAGGAUGACCAUCACGGAGGCCACGCCACGGACGAGGAGAAGUUGGCGAGCAGUGUCGGCGUUAAACCAGACAAGGAGCAAAGCGGCUGCCAUGUAACAUCAACACCUGAGGCCUCAGACUGCAGCUCAGGGCAGUUUGAAGACUCAUGCAAAUUGAAGAACAAGCCAGAGGGAAGUGAAAUGCAGAAAACAGGAAGUCAGGUCCUGGACUCCAUCUGCAUCAGUGAGGCAGAAAAACAGGCCGUUCUCACCCUCAUUCGAGAAGAGAUCAUCACUAAAGAGGCAGUGGCCAACGACUGGAAGACAAAGUACGAGGACAGCAGACAAGAAGUCAGCGAGAUGAGGAAGAUUGUUGCAGAAUAUGAGAAGACUAUCGCGCAGAUGAUCGAGGACGUGCAGCGCAACAACCAGAGCUCCCAGAAGGCUUUGCACACUGUGGCAACGGAGAAGGAAACCGCUCUGGCAGACCUGAACUCUGUGGAACGCUCUCUCUCCGACGUGUUUCGGCGUUAUGAAACCAUGAAGGGCACCCUGGAGGGCUUCAAGAAAAAUGAGGAGGCGCUGAAGAAGUGUGCUCAUGAGUAUCUGGCCAGAGUCAAGCAGGAAGAGCAGAGAUACCAGACACUGAAGCUCCACGCUGAGGAGAAACUAGACAAGGCCAAUGAGGAGAUUGCUCAGGUGCGUGCAAAGGCGAGCUCGGAGAACAUGGCGAUGGCCGCCAGUUUGAGGAAGGAGCAGAUGAAGAACGAGUCUCUGGAUCAAGGUCUGCAGCAGAAGAACCAAGAGAUGGAGGAACUCACUAAGAUCUGUGAUGAGCUGAUCGCCAAGAUGGGAACGGACUGAGAGUCACGCGGCCGCUCGCCGCCCUCCGGUCGGGCCGAGCGGCCGCGCCCUGUGCACGCCGCCCGCCUCCUGCAGCACAGAGACGGCUUAUAUACAGAUGUCUAAAGUAACUUAAUGUAUACUACAACUGCACUACUUGUGAUCUGAGUCGAGAAGGUUCUCUACAUGCUGAUACUUGUCCUCGUGGGGCUCGGUGAUGUGUGGUCACGUGGUUUAGUGUGUUUCUGCCCAUUCUGAGGCCAUCUGGACCUCUUGUGCUUUCGCCCAUCAUGCCAGUGAGCAACACGCUUCUUGUGACUCAAAUUACAUUCCCAGCAACUCCUGGGAUGACAUCAUGGAGGCGGGGGAGUUUUAAGAGUUACAUUUCGGCAUACUCGCUUUGACGAGGAUUGUUUGGUAUUAAAGCAACAAUCCAUGACAUGUAUUUUUCUAUAAAGUAAACAAGAAAGAAAGAGAGCUCAGGGGUAUUGUGUGGGGGCAGAAUGAGGUCAGGGUCAAAGUCAGGCUGCACAAGAGAUGCAGGAGAGGAUUAAGGAUUAUUUGAGGGAGACAGUGGAUCCCAGAGGCCUUUGUUUGUCAGGAGAGACGUCGGAACCAGACAUGCACCACAUGGCAGGAAAACUGCAAGUAACUCAAAGCAUUUGCUUUACUUGGAUUCUGGACAAUUCACGUAGCUGCAGAAAGUUUAUCAGUCACAAGUAUAAUAACUGUAUAAUAACUGGACAAUCAUAGUCGUUGCUGUAAUUAUAUAAAUGUUGUGGCAUCGUCGAGUCACUAGAGACACAACUCGAUGUUAGAGAGAACAAAUAAAUUCACUCCAUCGUCACUAUAAUUUGGAUCCUGAACAAAUGAAAAACAUUAAAGCACAGUGACUAUAUUUUUGUUUUAAAUGUAUUUUAAUAUAUUAUAAGAACUGCAAUAUGUCAAGAAUGAUGUUGUUCUUCAAUCAUCACUGUGUCACAGAGCGAGGCUCCAUCACAUGGACCUCCAACCAAGAAGGAAACCAAGUGUGAACCGGCUCCGUCAGAUGUUUUGAUCUGUGAUGAACAGGUGACCUCAUGCCUGUAUUUAUUGCACUAAUGAUCUGUUUCUUUGCAUGAUUAUUUUCAUAGCUUUGUGUUUCUCAGAUUGUUUUCUUAACUCACCAGUCAAACUAGUUGUGUAAUUAUGACUUAGCAGAUUGUUUUCUUAACUCGCCAGUCAAACUAGUUGUGUAAUUAUGACUUAGGAGGCUGUGAUUUAGUCACUGGGUAUCAGGGGACAUAUUAUAGAGUCUGGUUGAAAUGAGAAAAGAGCCUUUUCAAUAGUGGAGAAGAAAAUAUGUCCAUUUAACAACAUGAGAGCCAAACGUGUACAACAUCAGUUUUUAUUGAAGGCUCAACACUAACCACUAUGUACUACGUAUAACAUAUGCAAAUCCAUCAUUUAAAUCAGGCAAUAUUUGUGUCAAAAAUGAAUCAACACUGAAUCCUAUGGAGUCAGUCACAAGGAGAAAGAUACCCAGACUCGUAACUGUCUGUAGAUCCUGGGAGGACACAGACCCACUGAAGCCUCACCGUUUAUAUCGAAGUCUCUUCAGUUAUACGUUACUUCUCGCUUCUCAGCUGCUUCGUCUGCUUCACAACAUAUUGCCUUGUCACUUUAGCCGCUUUUUAGAAUUAUUGUUUGUAAAUUAGAAAUGAGGAUCUCACACGUGUGUUGACACUUUGAGGACUAACAGCGUGAGUGUGUGUACAUUGGCCUGAAUACAAAUAAAUAUAAUUUGUUCUACUGUAA
Pseudoliparis swirei is the source of this 3522-nucleotide messenger RNA. RefSeq names its product transforming acidic coiled-coil-containing protein 1-like. The coding region runs from base 277 to 1746 and encodes 489 amino acids. Gene Ontology annotation, cellular component: cytoplasm. The record is from RefSeq and is a predicted model, not a curated record. NCBI's taxonomy places the organism in Eukaryota, Metazoa, Chordata, Actinopteri, Perciformes, Liparidae. Gene Ontology annotation, biological process: cerebral cortex development; cell population proliferation; mitotic spindle organization. The transcript is spliced from 13 exons.